AUGGGACUUUAUCCUAAAACUUACAAUCAUCAGCCUUCAAACUCUGAUAUCUCAACCAGAUCAGCCUUUCGGACUAACAGGGAUCGUUCCAGUCUCCUUAGCGUAAUCGGUUUCGCGGCCAUCACCUUCGUUUUUUAUCAAUCAAUCAUACCAUCUCAACGUCAUCCUUGGAAUAGCAUUCAAACUAUUCUGACCGACCUCGUUUCUCGCCCAUUCAACUUUGGUCUCAUAUUUCCUUCCUCAGCACCAACCAGUGAACAUGACUUCGUUCUGGGGUUCUCAGCGUCUUCGAUUCAAACUAUCGUCCGUCGAUAUACGUCGAGGUCUCAUCUUGCGGGUACUUCCGGCGACGAACACACUGCUUCAUUGACUCAAGCGACUUGGGAGAAGUUACUUGGAAUCAAAGCCCAGGGAGAUACGCACGUCUUUGAUGCGGGGACACGACGAGCUCGAAAGAUGUUAUACAGCAAAGGAUCGAAGCCCCGAGUUUGGACUGAUCGUUACUAUCCACUUGUUACUUUCCCUGGAAAUGAAAGUUUGAUCGUCUUACGGAACGCGACCUCAAAUACUACCAUCUUCACCGCAUCCCUCUUCGAAAACGCUCACCAGACUGAUCCAACAGCUAGAAAUGGUUCCGCUCAAUUUCCAGCAUUUCAUGGCUUUAGCCACCCGGGCAAAGCUUCAGGAUCGCUGGUGUAUGUUAACUACGGUCGUCUGGAGGAUUUCGAACGACUUCAGGCUAAUGGAAUCAGUGUCAAGGAUCGGAUUGUACUGGUACGAUAUGGCGAAAUAUAUCGAGGUCUGAAAGUGUCGUUCGCCGAACAGUUUGGCGCCAAGGGAGUGAUCAUAUACACAGAUCUCGCAGAAGACGGGGCUUCAAUGGCAGGCCAGGUUACAUAUCCUGAUGGUCCAGCACGUGAACAAUCUAGCAUUCAACGUGGAAGUGUUGAAAAUCUUUCAAUGCAACCUGGUGAUCCACUCACACCUUUUAUCCCGGCUUACAAACAUGCUAAGCGUGUAGAACCAAAAAGCAUACCUGGUAUACCAUCUUUACCAAUCAGUUGGAAUGAUGCUCAACCGUUAUUGAAAAGCCUGGAAGGAUUUGGAAAGUGUUUGGGGCACGAUUGGAACGGAUUCGGGCCUUUUGAGUAUUUCACUGGCCCUUCUAAUGACACCAAUGUUCAAAUCGUCAACGAUGUCACCAACGAGGUGGCAACGAUUUGGAACACGUAUGCAUUGAUACCAGGGCACAUAACGGACGAGGUGGUUGUGAUUGGAAAUCAUAGAGAUGCCUGGAUCUUUGGCGCUGGGGACCCCAAUAGCGGCACUGCGGUGAUUACCGAAAUCCUCAAGUCCUUUGGAAACUUGAUGAAGAUCGGCUGGCGUCCACGCCGAAGUAUCCUGUUUGCCAGCUGGGAUGGUGAAGAACUAGGAUUGAUUGGCUCUACGGAGUUCGUUGAAGAUCAUCAGAAAUGGAUCAAGAGAAAUGUAGCUGUUUACUUAAAUACUGAUAUCAGUGCUGCGGGUUCCCAACUUGACAUUGGCGCUUCACCCUCGCUCGUCCCAGUUUUCCUCGAUGUAUCAAAGAAAAUUGAAGACCCAGAAGAUGAUCAGCGUACUUUAUACGACCGCUUAGCAUCUCAGCAAAAUUCUACAAAUGAGAUAUCCAUAGGUCCAUUGGGUUCAGGAAGUGAUUUUACACCUUUCCUUCAACACGUUGGCAUCGCAUCAGCCGAUGCAGGGUUCGGUCCUGCAGAUGGGGAUCCAGUGUAUCAUUACCACUCGAUCUAUGACUCGACGUAUUGGAUGGAAAAAUUUGGCGAUCCGGGCUAUAAGCGACAUCUUGCGGUAGCUCGGCUGCUCGGUUUGGUAACAUUGCGUUUUGCUGAAUCAAAAGUUUUACCAAUUGACUUGAAAGCCUAUGGUAAAGCUUUGAAAGGUUAUAUCAAUCAUUUACCCACCUCAAAAGAAGUUGAUUUUACAUCAUUGAGAAAAGCUGUUGAUAAUCUCUGUUUAGCUAUAGAGCAUGUAAAACCAAAAAAGAUAAGAAGGUAUAAUAAACUUUUGAAAUCGUUUGAGAGUGGGUUUAUUGAUCUAGUUGGUUUAAGAGGUCGAGCUUGGUAUCGGAAUUUGAUUAUUGCACCUGGGAUUAAUUUGGGAUAUGGAGCUACACCUCUUCCGGGUUUGAAUGAGGCUAUUAAAAUUUAUAAAAAUUCAAGUUUAGCUACUAUAGAAUUAAAUCGAGUUGUGAAAGUGAUUGAUAAUAAUAGGAAAAAAGUGAAUGGAUUAAAUCAAAAAAUAUACUGUUUGAAAAAACAUCGUCAUGCAAAUUAG
Messenger RNA from Melampsora larici-populina 98AG31, 2334 nucleotides. Its product is annotated as glutamate carboxypeptidase. The transcript is spliced from 6 exons. Bases 1 to 2334 code for a protein of 777 amino acids. Gene Ontology annotation, molecular function: carboxypeptidase activity. The record is from RefSeq and is a predicted model, not a curated record. Lineage: Eukaryota; Fungi; Basidiomycota; Pucciniomycetes; Pucciniales; Melampsoraceae.